Molecule: messenger RNA, 1420 nt
Organism: Solanum lycopersicum (tomato)
Lineage: Eukaryota; Viridiplantae; Streptophyta; Magnoliopsida; Solanales; Solanaceae
Product: WAT1-related protein At4g08300
Cellular component (GO): plasma membrane
Molecular function (GO): transmembrane transporter activity
Source: RefSeq, a predicted model, not a curated record
CACUUGCUAUAUUUACAUACCCCAUCCAAAAAAAAACCCUUUGUUUUGAGAGCGUGUUAACAAGAAAUUUAGAGAUGGCUGGUGAAUUUAGCUCCCUUGUUAACAAGAUCAAGCCUUAUUUGGCUAUGGUGUCUUUGCAAUUUGGUUAUGCAGGGAUGUAUAUUGUCACCAUGAUGUGUUUCAAAAGAGGAAUGAGUCAUUGGAUUCUUGUUGUUUAUAGACAUGCAUUUGCCACCAUUGCUGUUGCACCCUUUGCUAUCGUUCUCGAAAGGAAAAUAAGGCCUAAGAUGACACGCAGGGUCUUUAUUAAGAUAGUGGCUCUUGGUUUUCUAGAGCCAGUGAUUGAUCAGAAUUUGUACUAUUUGGGACUGAAGAGUACAACUGCAACUUAUGCAUCUGCUUUUGUUAAUCUCCUCCCAGCAGUAACCUUUAUUCUGGCUGUAGUUUUCAGAAUUGAGAAGGUAAAUUUGAAGAAAAAAUCAAGUAUGGCAAAGGUUAUAGGAACAGCAAUAACAGUGGCUGGAGCCAUGGUGAUGACUCUAUACAAAGGGCCAAUGUUCAACCUGGUCCCACGUCACGGUGGCGCGCACCACGAAGCCUCUGUCGCGGCCCCUGAGAAUUGGGUAGCCGGAACCAUUGAGCUCAUCGCUUGCAUUGUUGGUUGGUCCGGUUUCUUUAUUGUUCAAUCGAUGACACUGAAAGAGUAUCCCGCGGAGUUAUCUCUAGCAGCAUGGGUAUGUGUGAUGGGUGUAGUGGAAGGUGGAAUUGUUGCACUUAUAAUGGAACGUGAUUGGAAUGCUUGGGUUAUUGGAUUUGACUCUAGACUCCUUGCUGCUGCCUAUUCUGGUAUUGUAUGCUCAGGAAUUGCAUAUUAUGUGCAAAGUGUUGUUAAUAAAGUUAAAGGCCCAGUAUUUGUAACAGCCUUUAGCCCAUUAAGUAUGGUUAUUACUUCAAUUCUUGCUGCUAUUAUCUUAGCUGAAUCAGUCCAUCUUGGAAGCUUAAUUGGAGCAAUUAUCAUAGUCAUGGGACUAUAUUCUGUGGUGUGGGGCAAGAGUAAAGAAGGGAAAAUCAAUGAUAUCACUAGUAAAGAUCAAGAAUUACCAGUUGUGGAUAUUAAAGAAAGAUCAACUAUUGUUGAUGAUAAUAUUAAUGAGAAGAAAACUUCAAUCUACCAAGAGCAUUAACAUGAUUUAAAAAAAAAAAGAAGAAGAUGUUGUAUCUUUAAAUCUGUAAUUUUAAUUUUUGACUUGUUGCAAUGUUUAAAUUUUCUAAGUGUUGCUCUUUAAAACAAUGCAACUAAUGUUGUGAUCAAUUGUUGCCUAAUGGAAGGGGAAGAAAAAAAUGUGUAAUCUACUUUUUGUGUAAAAGUUAAGGAGUUGUAUCUCCAUUUGGGAAUGAAAAAUGAAAAUGUUUUAUAUUA